Zeugodacus cucurbitae (melon fly) is the source of this 826-nucleotide messenger RNA. RefSeq lists its product as uncharacterized. Bases 227 to 535 code for a protein of 102 amino acids. Lineage: Eukaryota; Metazoa; Arthropoda; Insecta; Diptera; Tephritidae. The transcript is spliced from 3 exons. The record is from RefSeq and is a predicted model, not a curated record.
AACUGCGGCUAGAAGUAAACAUUUUUCAACGAAUGAAAUUUGCACACUGCUAAGCCUAGUGCAGCAAAAUUCAAGUAUUUUGGAAUGCAAGGCAACAGGAAAAGUGCGUCCUGACCAAAAGGACAAAGUGUGGGAUACAAUAACAGAAAGUUUCAACUCGGUGUGUUCCGGAGCACCUCGUUCAACAAAAAAUCUGCGAACGAAAUAUUUAAAUUUAAAAGCAGACAUGAAAAAACGGGCUGCUGAUCACAAGAAGUAUGUAUAUGGUACAGGCGGGGGUCAUUGCAAAGAGCCUGAUCCCGCUGAUACCGAAGUUGACACACUGUUUAAUGAAAUAUUGCCAAAAAAACAAGUGCGGGGUAUGGACUCCACAUAUGACAACGACUGCCUAGAAAUAAAUGUUGAGGAUUUCGAUAAUACAGUUGAGCUACAAAAUAAGACAGAUCAAAUGAUGGAAGAAGAAAUUGAUUUUGAACCUUGGGAAAACAAUACACCAAUGCAAUUGAAACGCCAAAAACAGAAAGUUGUGCGCUGAAAGUGUAAAUAAAAAACAUACAAUCUGGGCUAAGUUAGCAGAUAUAAAGGCAAAAUGGACGGAAAAGAAAUUGAAAGAAGAUGUUGAGUUUACGAAAAUCGAACACACGUUACAUAUACAGCAAAUGAAAGAAGCACAUGAACUACAACAAAAAUUUAUCAGAGAAGCAUGUCCUUGAAAUGCGGAUACUGGAGGAUCAAUUAAAACCAAAGUGAAAACGUAAAUUUUGAACUUUUGCAAUGUGCCUUAUCAGUAUUUCUAUUAAUAUUACAAUGUGUUCCUGAAUUUUAA